This is a messenger RNA of Papilio polytes (common Mormon), 1177 nucleotides long. RefSeq names its product putative GPI-anchor transamidase (gene PIG-K). The record is from RefSeq and is a predicted model, not a curated record. Bases 110 to 1144 code for a protein of 344 amino acids. Gene Ontology annotation, molecular function: GPI-anchor transamidase activity. The transcript is spliced from 7 exons. Gene Ontology annotation, cellular component: GPI-anchor transamidase complex. Lineage: Eukaryota; Metazoa; Arthropoda; Insecta; Lepidoptera; Papilionidae. Gene Ontology annotation, biological process: protein localization to cell surface; attachment of GPI anchor to protein; proteolysis.
ACAGUUGAUUAUUGUUAAUAAAAAUUGUUAUCUUUUUAAUUCAAAACUGUUUAAGUUUUCCUUUAAAUCAAUAACAACAAAUAUACUGCAACAUUUCAAAGUAUUAACAAUGAAUAUAUUAUCUUUUCUUCUUUCCUUCAAAUUGUUGAUAUAUUUUAGUUAUGCAGUUGAGAUACCCGAAGGAUUUCAAAAAUCAAAUCAUACCAAUAACUGGGCAGUACUGGUGGAUACAUCUCGUUUUUGGUUUAAUUACCGGCAUGUAGCGAAUGUUUUAUCUAUUUAUCGCAGCGUGAAACGUCUCGGAAUACCGGACAGUCAGAUUAUUUUAAUGAUAUCUGAUGAUAUGGCUUGUAAUCCUCGCAAUCCGCGUCCAGCGACAAUCUUCAACAAUGCUCAUGGCCAGAUCAGUGUGUACGGAGAUGAUGUGGAGGUCGACUAUCGAGGUUAUGAAGUUACUGUGGAAAAUUUUAUUAGAUUGCUUACGGGUAGAGUUCAGCAUGACACACCUCGAUCAAAGAGGUUACUCACUGAUGAAGGCAGUAAUAUACUUAUUUAUUUAACUGGGCAUGGAGGUGAUGGAUUCCUAAAAUUCCAAGACUCUGAAGAAGUCACCAGUCAAGAGCUGGCUGAUGCAUUAGAACAAAUGUAUCAGAAGAAAAGAUAUAAUGAAAUAUUCUUCAUAAUAGAUACAUGUCAGGCAUCGUCAAUGUAUGAAAAGUUUUAUUCACCUAAUAUUCUGGCUACAGCUAGCAGUUUAGUGGGAGAAGAUUCUUUAUCUCAUCAUGUGGACUAUUUAAUUGGCGUGUACAUAAUAGACAGAUAUACAUAUUUUGUACUGGAGUUUCUGGAAAAUGUACAUCCCAAUAGUAAGAAUACUAUGUCGGAAUUUUUAGCAGUUUGUCCGCGAAGUGCUUGCCUGUCGACGGUUGGGGUCAGAAAAGAUCUAUUUAACCGAGACCCAAGCAAAGUGCCGAUAACAGAUUUCUUUGGGUCAGUGAGACCUGUUGUUAUCACAAGAAAUCCAAUAGAAAUAUUGGAAAUACCAAAAAGAAAGAAACAAGUCACAAUAGAAAACAAAACCAAAGUAGUGGAGAAAAUGAGCUACCUACCUCAGUUUCCAGUUCAUUUAGUUCAAACCACAUAAUGUUUAAAGUAUAAAUAAAUUACAAUUUAUUAA